CUCGAAAAAAAAUAACAAGUAUUAACAGCAAUUUAUUAUUUAAUACCCAUAGUUUGUAAAUAUACAAAGAUUACAUUGAUUUAUAAAGUACUCAUGUGAGGUACGUCACGUCAUCAAUUGCUUCGUUGACAGGAUCACAUGACUCCACAUCAAAUGCCGACGAAGACUCAGAAGGUUCACUGGAUGAAAUAGCGCCAUGGGAAGUUGACUCUGGUACCCAAAUCAUUGUGAUCACACGUGGGAAGAAGAUUGCUGGUUACGGACGUUCUUUCUUAUCAUUACACGGAUCGAUCUCACAAACCUUUAACUCGACCCCAGGAAGCCACUACCGGGUCCUCUUCUUUACUAGUCACGUUGUCCUGUCUAAUGAGCCUCUGUUAAACCAAGAAGGUCGCAUUGAAGCACCAGGAUUAAACCGUGUCUUCAGGUUGUACAGUCACCCAGCUGGUAGUCACUCUAACCAGAGUCUGUCGUCCAUACAGUGGCAUGAACAGAGGUUUUAUUUCACAGCUAGUGAAACUCUCUCAACUUUGAUAAUAUCAUCAGUUGGGCGAUCGAAUGGAAUUCUACUUGACAAUAUUCAGGUGACACUAAUAGCAAGUGAACCAAGUAAUGGUCAUGGAUCAGUAGACGUCCAUACACAGUUUAUCCACAAUUGGUCAUCACUUCAGGCCACGUGGCACUGUUGAUCCAGAGAGUCCAAUCAUUGACUACAACUGGGCCAUCGGAACGUGUUCAGGUGGUACUCAAUUGCAGAACUUCAAGUCCGAUGGAACCCAAACAGACGCUAUCAAUACUGAACUCAAAAUGUCUCAUGGUUCCCAUAUAUACGUCACGGUGACGUCAAAGAAUGCUGCUGAACUCACCUCGGUAGUGACCUCUGAACCUAUCCUAGUUGACAUGACAGCUCCCAUUAUUCAUUCGGUACUUGAUGGUCCAAGUGAAUAUGAUAUUGACUUUGGUUCAGAUGAUAAAUCUAUAUCCUUAAGAUGGUCUGCGUCUGACCCGGAAAGUGGAAUCGAUUAUUGCGAAUGGGCCAUUGGUUUAGAACCAGGGCUUGAUGACGUCUUACCCAGCACAGUUUCAUCCGAUUCAGAGUCAAAGGUCAUUGCAGAUCUCUCUGGUGUCAUGGUCGAAGGUCAGAAACUAUUUUCGACGGUUAAAUGCUUCAACAAUGUGGGGAGGUCAUCAUGGAAAGCAUCUGACGGCGUUACUAUAGUAACAGAGCCGCCAAGUUCACUGGUAGCCGUCGUCAAAGUGAAAGCCGUGUCUGAUACGGCGUAUGCAACGCUCGACGGGUACCAGUCCCAGAAUAGUUCCAUCAAAGCAUCAUGGGAAGGAUUUAUGGACCCAUUUGGUAUCCACUUUUACCAGUGCCGUCUCACUGGAGGAAGCUUAUCUACGUCUCCAUGGAAACGAUGUGGAUCAGCAUCAGAAGAGCAUCUUAAUUGGUUAAAUGUUACCCUUGAUGAUGACGCAACAUAUAGCCUGUCUGUCAGAGCAGUCAAUCAAGCUGAUCUGAUCAGCCGGGCUAUCACUCAAAAUUUCACGGUUGAGACCUCAAAACCCAGAAGCCAAGAUUUGACUUAUCUUACUUCUGCAUGGCAUGGAAACGGCACAGUUGAUUUGAGCUGGGACGGAUUAUUCGUCUCCUCCAGUCCACUGUACUUUGAGGUCUCCAUCGGCACCAUCCUGGGCGGAAGUGACGUCAUGCAAUGGGUAGAGACCAUGAAUACUGGUAUGCGUGUAUCGCCGCUGGUUUCUCAUACAGACUAUUACCUAACAGUCACGGCUAUCAAUGCAGCAGGAUUGCCACAGACAGUGAACAAUAUUAUUUACUAUGUAUAAUGAAUGCAAUAUGGGCCUUACAUUUUGUCAAAUUUUUACUAUUUUUUAAAUGUUCGUGAUAGUUGUGAUAAUGUUUCAAGGUUUGAUUAUUAAAAAUACACUCUCAGAAAUCGCUCUUUUUAAUAUUCAUACACGUUCAAUUUUUCUUUGACACGGACAUUUGAAUAAAUAAGCCCUUUUUGCAAAACCCUCUACAAAACAAAACAAAAUAUAUUGAUGUACAAAGCAACAGAUAGCUAAAAAUCUGGCAAGAUAAAGGAAACAAACGUGAUGGACACAUGUUUUUAAAUAGCCUGUCUAGACAAUAAACAAUGUCUUCCAUGAAGAAAGAGCCCAGCCUCAUGACAACGCUUAAUACCGCAAAAUUGUGUUCUUACAGCUCGUUGAACAAGUUUCUGUUUGGGAAAUGGUAUGUCAAUUUGAUUAGUCGAUGGUUUUCCCUUUAAAUUACGUCAAUGUCAAAUUGGAGUGUAACCGGUCGCCUACUCAGAGCCCAGUGGCGUGACCAUACAAUAUCCUUAGGGGCCGAGAAAAUAAUUUGCUGAACCAGAGGUCGGAUCCGCAAAUAGAAAUCAAAAUAGUCAUGAGAACAAACUUAAAGCAACAGUCGUUGAACAAAAAAGGUAUCAGCGAGGGGACGAUAGAAACAAAUUAACCGUAUUUUUCCCCAGGGAAGAUGAGGCAGAUUAGCAUUAGGUUGGCGUGUUUUACCUACUUUCUGAUGUGGUGUGAACACAAAAGGAAGACAUAAUGUAGGCUACGUGGCCUCAUCUUUCCUUGGGGGGG
Molecule: messenger RNA, 2634 nt
Organism: Asterias rubens (European starfish)
Lineage: Eukaryota; Metazoa; Echinodermata; Asteroidea; Forcipulatida; Asteriidae
Exons: 7
Coding region: 808-1848 (346 amino acids)
Molecular function (GO): protein binding
Source: RefSeq, a predicted model, not a curated record